Nematostella vectensis (starlet sea anemone) is the source of this 3196-nucleotide messenger RNA. Its product is annotated as leukocyte receptor cluster member 8. Lineage: Eukaryota; Metazoa; Cnidaria; Anthozoa; Actiniaria; Edwardsiidae. Gene Ontology annotation, cellular component: nucleus. The transcript is spliced from 15 exons. The record is from RefSeq and is a predicted model, not a curated record. Bases 125 to 2599 code for a protein of 824 amino acids.
CGAGCUUCGUGUCGUAAUAAACGAAAGAUGUGGACGAACUAAACAACAGGCGGUAGAAAAAGAGCGGACAUUUAAGAUAUUUUACUUGUUAGAAAGCCACUUCGAUAGAAUCCAAGUUACUGGAAUGAUAACUGGGUGGCAGCCCAAUGAGAUUGCUGCUGCGGCGGCAUGGUCCCAGCAGUACAGUGGACCAGCAGCAAAAUCUGAGACCACAGAAAACACUGACUCUACAACAGAAUCCAAACCUUCUGAAAACCCAGAAUGGGAACGUGCAAGACAAGAACUUGCCAAAGUUGCAGGACAAAGUCCUGUCAAAGCUUCAAAACCAGCUCAGAAUGAGAACACAUCUAGUAAUAACAAUGUGAAUGCAGUCACUCAAAUGCCAUAUACACAAUAUUAUCAACAAUAUUACCAGAAUUAUUACCAGGGGUACCCAACGCAGGGGGCUCCACCCAUGCCAUUUGCUCCAUAUACUGGUUAUGGGAAUAACUAUAUGCCGCCAUACCCCCCACCACCACAAGGUGUACCACCACCAUCACUUCCUUAUCCUGGAUACACCCCUAGUAACCAAUUAGCAGGCACAACUCGGCCGUCUGCACCAGCUACGAUACCUCAUAGCACCACCAACACAGAUAAUUCAUCAACAACAUCAUUAUCGCCCAAUAGCAACAUCAGACACCAGUUCCGGCCACCACAGCCACACCCUCAAGUCCGAGCAAACACCUUUCCACCAAGGUUUGGUGGUCCAAAACAGCAACAAAGUGGACAAAAUCUGGAGCAGAAUGGAAACCAAGCGAACAGUGAGGCUAAUUUGCAUGAAGACGGAAAUGACCAUACAGAUUAUGCUGGUCCAGAGGCUGGCCCACAUACUAGGCAGAAUUCAUAUGCCAAUGCAGUGAAGAGCGGUCAGAACAAGGGCUUCUGGAAACAGCAGAGUAAUGCUAGGCUAUGGAAUCAAGGAAACAAGGAGAAUCCAGCUCAAGCCAAAAGAUUUAAACCUUUAUCUGAACGCCCCUGGUCUCCUAAUAGAGACAACAACUCAGACCAGUCACAAGAUGAACAUCAACCCCCUGUACCUAACCACUACCACCACAAGGUCCCCACCCCUCCCCCGGCAAAACAGCCAGAGAGGCCAAAGCCCCAGCCAAGGCAAGAGGAAAGGAAUGAUGUCUCUGUGCAGGAAUGGCCUCAGAGUCUCAGGGAUUAUGUGCAGAAAGCAUUUGAGCAGUGUGUGACUGAAUCUGACAAGGAUGAAACAGAGCGCUACUUGAAGGAGCGACUUGCCAACGCAUUCAAAGACGGCACUGCAUGGAUCAUAGACUGGGAUAAGGAAGACCUUCCAAGCCUCAGAGGAAGCCCCCCUCAAAAGCCCAAAGAUGACAGAUCCUUACCCAGAUGGCACCCAUCUCGCAGACGGUCCUCGCCUACAAGCCGUAGAUCACCACCCUCAAGGCGUGGUUCCUCCUACUCACAGAAAAAGAGGGGGCGUAGCAGGAGCCACUCCCGCUCCAGGAGUCCCAGCAGAAGUUCUUCUCCUGGUAGCCCCAGGGAGGGCCUGGAAUUACGUGAGCGACUGGACGCAAGGAAGAUAUCCAGAAAGGCUGAGCUGAAAGCCAAGACUCCGAAGAAAGGCAAUAAAAACAAGAAUAAGAAGAACAGCAUGAAGGGCCAAGUACUGGGUUACGUGGAAGAAGACCCAGAAGCUCAGCACAAGAUUCAACAGAGAGCUCAGAGGUUCAAAGGCACAUUGUCAACACCCACCCGCUCAUCACCGAGUAUCCUUAGCACGAUCAAUGCCACUAUGUUCAUUGACCGUGAUAAUGAAGAAUCUGACUGGAGUAAAUUCCAUGUCAUUGGUAUCUGUCAAAGUCUUGAGAAGAAGUACUAUCGCCUUAAUACUGCACCUGAUGCAACAACAGUUCGCCCAAAAGAAGUCCUCAAAAAGUCGCUUGAGAUGGUGAAAGACCAUUGGAAAACUAAGCAGGAUUACGUAUAUGCAUGCGAACAGUUCAAGUCCAUUCGACAGGAUCUUACGGUUCAGGGAAUCAGGGACGAGUUCACCGUGGAAGUCUACGAGACCCAUGCCAGGGUAGCAUUGGAGAAGGGAGAUCGCGAGGAGUUCAACCAGUGUCAGACACAGCUUAAAGCUUUAUACGCCAGCAACGCGCCGGGCCACGUACGGGAAUUCACUGCAUACAGACUACUCUACCAUAUCAUGAUUGGUAACACGCUCGAAGUGACGACGGAGGUGCUGAAGCUAACUCCUGGAGAGAAGGCUGACCCGGCUAUCAAACAUGCGUUGCAGUUUUACUCGGCGCGAGCUUUGUCUAACUACCACAAUUUUUUCCAGCUCUAUCUCUCGUCUCCUAACAUGUCUGCUUACCUCGUCGAUCUAUUUAUCCAGAGGGAACGCACCACAGCCAUCAAAGUCCUCAUCAAAUCGUACCGCCCCACUUUGCCCGUGUCCUUCGUCCAAUCCGAACUAGGUUUCCCGGAUGAGGGAGAGUGCCGGAAGUUCCUCGAUGAGCUUGGAGCCAAGCUGACCGCUGACGGUAACAAACUCGAUUGUCGGCUGUCCCAGGAUGUCCUCGCCAGCUGAUGACCGACUAAGUAUUGAUUCAAAACCCGCAAAUAGAUGACGCCUCGUGCGAGUAUGAAAUCGUAGACGAAAAAAAAUUAUCCCACAAGCCGAUUGCAUAUUUGCACAAGUCCCCGACCAAUCCCGCUAUUCAAUGAUGUCUCGUGCAAGUAUGAAAUCGGAAACAAAAAAUAGCACGCAAGCCGGUUGCAUAUUUGUACAAGUCCCCGACUGACCUACCAGAUGCCGACAGUAUAUCGAUUUGUGAGGCGUUGAUCGAUGAAGUCUCGUGCAAGUGUGAAAUCGAGGAUUUGAUUGCAUAUUUGCACCAGCCCAAGUCUUGUUAGUCUAAUUCCAAUUUACCUCAAAUAUACUCUACAAAAAGACGAUUGCUUAAACAAAUAGACUAUCGGUGCCGCUGCCGUCACCACCCCUUCCCUCGUAAGUAUAACACGAUGGACAGCCAUACAGGGGAUGACAGGACGCCCUAUCCUCCCCCUCACAGAAUGAAGUUGUUCUCUUUCAGGGAGAAGGCAAGGUUUCCAUGUAUAGUGUCUAUAUAAAUGCCAAAUUAUUUGAUGGAGAUGGUAUUUUAUACAAUAAAUUGUCUCGGAUUUG